Molecule: messenger RNA, 2054 nt
Organism: Theobroma cacao (cacao)
Lineage: Eukaryota; Viridiplantae; Streptophyta; Magnoliopsida; Malvales; Malvaceae
Source: RefSeq, a predicted model, not a curated record
GAGAUCUGAAUGGAGGAGAUUUGAAUCAAUGAGUUCAUGUAAGAAAGGAUAAGCAUGGGUUUUAGCCUAACACAGGCAGUGUUGAGAGAAUGAGGAGAGAUGUGGAGAGGGAGAGAGCUAAUGAUGAGCACUGUCAUUGUUUUAGCAUAAGGCGAACGAGGGGAGGAGGUGGGUGUGAAAACAUAUUCCACUACCACGAGCAAUCGGAGUGCACUGCACUCAAAGAAAACAUACAACAACAUGCUUGUGCCAGCAAAGUCAAGCUUUUCGGCAACUUUUCUCUUCCAUAUGCUUUGCCUAAGCUCAUGCAACUCAUAAAAUAUUAAAGUAAAGACUAUACUUAGGAUAAAACCCAUUCAUGUUUUUGGUGGGUUCCACACAUAUGUAGCCUGACAUUCUUUGGCCAGGGACCAGCCUUGGGUCCCAUAAAGUUACAUCAUGAUCAUCAUUAUGCACCCACUAUUUAAUCAAAAAUAGCUACUCUCUUGCAACUUAAGAGUUGAGGAAUGAGCUUUCUGUAAUAAUAAUAGGAAUUAAUGAUAAUAGAUUAUGAAAACAACAUACAUAGGCAAAACAUGUGCGUUUACUUCACUAUCCCUUGUGAGCCUUUGGAAUUUCAUUUCAUUGAAGAGCCAUGUCCUCCUCCUCCUUCCAACUUUCCUUCUAUUUUAGGCUUACGCCAAAAAGAAACUUCAAGCCGCCUCUGUUUGUUGAGAGAGGAAUAUUCACAUAAUCCCCUCAUAUUAUUAGGAGUAGAUCCACGAUGGAGCUGGAGUCAUGCGUGCCACCAGGCUUUAGAUUUCAUCCCACUGAGGAAGAACUAGUAGGUUAUUACCUCAGGAGAAAGAUUAACUCUCUGAAAAUUGAUCUAGAUGUUAUUAUCGACAUUGAUCUUUACAAGAUGGAGCCAUGGGAUAUCCAAGGUAGAUGUAAGCUAGGGUACGAUGAACAAAGCGAGUGGUAUUUCUUCAGUCAUAAAGACAGGAAGUAUCCAACAGGAACACGGACUAAUAGAGCCACUGCAGCUGGAUUUUGGAAGGCAACAGGGAGGGACAAAGCUGUUCUUUCAAAGAAUAAAAUCAUAGGGAUGAGAAAGACUCUGGUUUUCUACAGGGGUCGUGCACCUAAUGGGAGGAAGACAGAUUGGAUCAUGCACGAGUAUCGACUCCAAACUUUUGAACAUGGACCGCCACAGGAAGAAGGGUGGGUGGUCUGCCGGGCAUUUAGAAAGCCAAGUCCUAAUCAAAGGCAAGGCUUUGAAGCAUGGAACCAUGCUUACUAUAUCAGAGAUAACAGCCAUGUUAGGCCUCCAAUGUCAAUUUCAGAUAUAGUAAGUACAUCUCAUCAUCUUCAUCCGAAUGAAGGAUCAAGUUUUCAUGAUCAAUCCUAUGGUUCGGAGCAAGAGCUUGUUUCCAACCACAAUGUCUUGGACAGCCAACAAGUCAUUGAACUCCCACAACUGGAUAGCCCCACUACUGUUUCACCAAGUUUGGCAGCAAAAGAAGGUUUCCAGCGGAAUUUCGUAACAAAUUAUGAGGAUUGUGAAGAAGAAAAGAGCAAUAACAGUAGCCAAUACAUUGACUGGAAGCACUUGGACAAUUUUCUUGCCUCACAGCUGACUGAUACAACAUCUUAUCCAUAUCAAACUGCGCCACUAAUACCCCAAAACUACGAGCUAGAUGCUCAAGAACACGUUAGCCACCUGCUUGGUUGCUUCCCUGGAUCAUAGCGGAAGGCCCAAGUUUCACAAUUUAUUUAUGCAAAAUGCUGAUCCAACAAAGCUAAAAGCUCCUGUCUCAAAUAGGAACUAAGUUUGAAAAGUCCUUCAGAUUUACAUAACAUUUGCAUGCUAAAAAAGUAGAGUACGUGUCGUAGAGAAAGAAUGGAUUUCUUAUGAUAAAAGGAGACUUUCCUGCAAGCUUUAGAGGGUGUGUAGAAAGUUUCACUUUACCUUUUUUUUUUUUUCUUUUUCCAUUUGUUAUGCUUACAAAAUUGUAUAUUGCGCAAUAGUGCAUAUAUAUAAAUGACUUUGUAAUAAUGUUAAUCUUUUCUUA